Messenger RNA from Tripterygium wilfordii, 10501 nucleotides. RefSeq lists its product as uncharacterized. Gene Ontology annotation, cellular component: cytoplasm. Lineage: Eukaryota; Viridiplantae; Streptophyta; Magnoliopsida; Celastrales; Celastraceae. The record is from RefSeq and is a predicted model, not a curated record.
UAGGAAACUUGCGUUUGCUCGCAAGCAAGGUUAUACGGAAAUGACCAAAACGCCCCUAUUCGUAAUGGCCUCGCACUGUCUUCAUCGGAGACCGCGAGUUUGAAUCACCCUCGACUGAAAAUUUGCUUCCGGAGUUAACUUCACAGGCGUCAGAGAAUAGCUUUUAGAUUCUGUACUGAGAAACUUGAAGAGAGUGUUUGAUGAGAGGGAAUUCAAGAUCGUCACGAUUUGCAGAUAUGGCGUUGUUUAUCGAGUAAACUGAUCUUCCUACGGUUUCAGGCGAGGAUUCGGAACUUCUUUCUCUUAUCGUGAAGAUGGAUUCCUCUCUUUGUGGUGAAGGUCCUGCUAUACUGCAAUUGCACAAAUGGGACCCUUGUUGCUUGCAACUCAACCUAUCAGAAUUUCGUGAAGCCUUCAUUUCUCCAACGAGGGAGCUGUUGUUAUUGAUGUCAUAUCAAUGUGAAGCGUUGCUACUUCCUCUUAUAAGAGGGGACUCUUCAAAUAGUAGCUUCUUACAAUGCUCCCAAGGUGAGAGUUUUCAAACCUCAUGUCCAUUGAAACUACAUGUGGCAACGUCAAAUUUACCUAGCAGGUUAGAUUUGAAGGAUGAUCUCCAAUGCGCUUCUGGAUCAGCAACAGAUUUUGAUCACGGAGUUCCCCUUGAAUUUAAAUUUCCAAAAUCUCAUAGUUACCCUUUUGUUUUUGAUGUAAAGUCCUUGGCUUGGGGUGUAUGUGGGGAUACAUAUAAUCAACACAGGGAUGUGUUCUUUAGAGAAUUUCUAUUUGUGUGUAGCAGCCAAGGCGUAACUGUUCAUGCCUUUUGUCAUUCUGAUCAAAUAAGCGCUUUGGAGGGCAUAGUGGAGGGUGAUUUCCAACAAGGGAGAUGGAUGGAUUGGGGUCCUUCUGAAUCUGGUCCAAGCAUGGAGGAGGUGGUGUCUUCAACUGCAUGUUGUGAAGACACAGUAAUCGGUGGGAAUUUGCCCAAUGGUCAUGGGGUAACUGCAAAAGGAGAAGAUGGAUAUGAUGGGUUGUCAAGAAGUAGUGCUUCAAAAAGGUGGCUACGUUCCUUUUUCACUAAGGCUGAAACUGUUGAAUCUCGUGGUAACAUUUGGACUAAAUUUCCUGGGAAACUAGCAUUUCCUUCCUCUGCAAACGUUGUUUCAUUUAGCAUUUUUGAUUCACCACUUGUAGACUUCCCUUCUCAUGGUGCUUCAUCAAAUAAGGAUGAGUGCUUGCAGGAAGCUGUUCUGGGUACUAAAAAUGAUAUGCCUACAACUUCAACGCUUUCUUCAUCUGGCUUAAAUCGCAAGAACACCGUUUCACCUGAUUUUUUUAGUGUUGGCGGAAACGGCUUAUCCAAAUGCUUCAGAGUGUUCUCUAGUAAUUCACAUCGUGUGAUUGGUUUUAUUUUCAAUUUGGUAGAUUCACUGUCUGUCAAUAUUAGCCAUGAUAGUGAAGGGAGCAGGGGACAAAAGUUACUUAUUCUUAUUGCUAGGUUAGAUAGUUGGGGAAUUCGGUGGGUUUCAUCAGUGAAGCUUGAUGAACAUGUAAGUAACUGCCCUGUGGUUGAUUGGACAGACUUCUGCUUUUCUGAUAAUCUUCUUGUUUGUUUGAAUGCUUCUGGGUUAAUCUUUUUCUAUGAUGCAAUGUCUGGUGACCACAUUGCACAUCUUGAUAUUCUUCAGAGUUGUGGAUUAAGCCCUCAAUCCAAAUUACAGGAGAAGCAGCCUAUAGCUGCUGACAUGGAAAUUGUUCGUAAAAGAACAUUUAGGAGGUUGAUUGUCGCUUCUUAUACUUCUCUCUUAGCUGCAGUUGAUGAAUAUGGCGUAAUAUAUGUCAUAUGUCCUGCUGAUUAUGUGCCAGACAGGUACUAUUCGUGCGAUAAAUUUCUUCCAAAUUUUCAUCGUUUAGGGCCUGAAAUAUUGGUUAGUUGGGAGGUUGCUGGUUCUGAUAUUGGUCACCAAAAGUUACAGUGCAACUUCUCAUGUUCUUCUCGUGUAAACGAUUCAUCUACAGGUAAUGGAAACAGUAAUUUCUUGGAUAAUCCAGGUAGUUUUUUGUCUAAGGAAUUGCAUAAUUGCAAGCAUCAUGGAAAAGAAGAGCAGUGUGAUUUUUGUUUUAGUGGUUUCUCUAGUGCUUCAAAGAUACUGUGUCAAAGGUCUAUUGAUUCUGGGGUGCAAUCUCAUCUAAUGAGAAAAAUUUUCCUUCCCACAAAUGGGCAUGAUGACAAUGAUUGCAUCUUUCUUUCACCCCUGGGGAUUACUCGGCUCAUCAGGAAGCAUGACGUGAGGGAUCAUAACAGGAAACAGAUUGUUCAAUUUGAUCUGCAUACGGUCUCAGGAAUUCGUGAUGAUAGAUGCGUGGAUAUUGGGGGACAAAACCUUUUUCUUCAAGGGAAGGAGGAAUCUCAUGUUGGAGAAGCAGUUGGCUGUACUUUCCAAGGAUGCUUUUAUUUGGUUACUGAAACUGGUCUUUCAGUUGUUCUUCCCUCUGUUUCAGUUUCCUCAAACUUCCUCCCCCUUGAAACCCUUGGAUAUCGUCAGCCAUAUAUUAAUACAUGUAUCCAGCAUCAAGGUAGAAGUGCUAUGGAGAUAUCCCAGUUAAAACAACCCUUGUCACCCUGGAAGGUUGAAGUCUUGGACAGAGUUCUUUUAUACGAAGGCCCUGAAGAGGCAGAUCGCUUAUGCUUGGAAAAUGGUUGGGACCUUAAAAUUUCCCGUAUACGUUGGCUGCAGCUAGCACUCCACUAUUUAGAUUUUGAUGAAGUAGCACGAUCGCUUGAAAUGCUUGUAGAUGUGAAUCUAGCAGAAGAAGGCAUUCUGAGAUUGCUCUUUGCUGCGGUGUUUCUGAUGGUUCAUAAAAAGAGCAAUGAUAUGGAGGUUUCUGCAGCAUCGAGACUUCUCUUGUUGGCCACCUCUUUUGCAACCAAAAUGAUUCGUAAUUAUGGCACACUACAACUUAAGAAAGAUGCAUACAUUUUGCAAGGUUUUGGAGGGUCUCAUUUGCUCUCUCUUCCCCCAGAUUCACCAGAAAAGGAUCAUGAUGACUUGGGGAUUUCAGGGAAACUUCAUGAGAUGGCACGCUUCUUGGAGAUCAUUAGAAAUAUGCAAUGUCAACUUAAUGCGAAAUAUAAAAAGCCUGGCCAAGGAUCGGUGGAUAGUGGUGACUUGUUCAAUUUGGUGGAUACAAAUGUAUCACAAGAUGAAUCUCAGCUUUCAAUUGUUACAUCAGAUUCUAUACAGUUGGAAACAUAUAAUGGACAAGAACUUUCAUUCCCUGUAUCUGCAAUGGGUUCCAACAAUGCUGAGAAGCUUGCUUUGACACCCAAGGAUACCUUGGAUUCUAUUACAGAUGAUUCUGACAAAGUCUCCGCCCUUGUGCUGCAAGCCAAGAUAUUAGGAAAAAACGUUCUUCCCCUGGAAAACCCAAAGGACAUGAUGGCACGAUGGAAACUAGAUAAUUUGGACCUGAAAACGGUGGUCAAUGAUGCACUUCUUUCUGGGCGUCUCCCUCUCGCUGUCCUGCAAUUGCAUCUUCAUCAUUCCAAAGAUUUUACUGCCGACAAAGAGUCUCCUGAUACUUUCACUGAAGUUCGUGACAUUGGAAGAGCAAUUGCUUAUGACUUGUUUUUGAAGGGUGAAACUGGACUAGCUGUUUUGACGUUGCAAAGGCUUGGAGAGGACAUUGAAACGUGCCUCAAGCAACUGUUAUUUGGCACAGUAAGGAGAUCUCUUCGACUACAAGUUGCAGAAGAGAUGAGAAGAUUUGGUUACUUGGGACCUUAUGAGUGGAAGAUGUUGGAUAGGAUAUUGCUUGUUGAGAGGCUGUACCCUAGUGGUAGUUUCUGGAAAACAUUUCUUACCCGGCAGAAAGAAUUGACAACAUUUACAUCAAGUUCACCUGGAGGGGUCAAUUUGUGCUUAUUGCAUCCACAUUUCUUCAACAAUCUCUUGAUUGAGUGCGGUGAGAUUGAUGGAGUUGUCCUAGGUUCAUGGACAAGUUUCAGUGAGGAUUGUUCUGAUCAUCUGGUUGAUGAAGAUGGUGCUCGUGCAGGGUACUGGGCUGCUGCUGCAGUGUGGUCUAGUGCCUGGGAUCAGAAAACCAUUGACCGUAUAGCAUUGGAUCAACCUUUUCUUAUGGGUGUCCACGUCUUAUGGGAAUCAAAAUUGGAGUACUACAUAUGUCAUAAUGACUGGGAGGAGAUUUAUAAACUCCUGGACGUGAUUCCAACAUCUGUUUUAUUGAAUGGAAGUCUUCAAGUUGCUUUGAAUGGUCUGCAGCCCUCUUCAGUUGUUGAAGGUGAUGCUGAUUUUCCAGACAAUGGCAGAUACAUAUGCUCUAUUGACGAAUUAGAUGCUAUGUGCAUGGACAUUCCUGGCAUCAGAAUUUUCAGGUUUUCUGACAUUGCUGCAAGCUCCAUGUGGUUAAGGAGGUUUAUGGAGCAGAAACUUGCAAGGAAUUUAGUUUUUGUGAAGGAAUAUUGGGAAGGAACUGCCGAGAUUGUAUCUCUUCUGGCUCAUUCAGGCUUUAUAACCAGAAGAAAUAAUAUUCCUGCAGAUGAGGAUGUUGCUGAGAGUCCAUCCAGUGUUGGAAGACAUCAUGUGGACACUGUACAAGCUCUUCAUAAAUUGGUUGUGCAUCAUUGCGUGCGACAUAACUUGCCAAACCUUCUGGAUCUUUAUCUUGACAAUCAUACUUUGGUUCUCGAUAAUGCUUUGCUCUGUUCAUUACUGGAAGCUGCAGGAGAGUGUCAGUGGGCAAGAUGGUUGCUUUUAUCUAGGAUCAAGGGGCGUGAAUAUGAUGCGUCAUUCUCUAAUGCUCGGUCAAUAAUGUCUCGUGCUUUAGCACCCGAUAGCAGCCUUAGUGUCCUGGAUGUUGAUGAAAUUAUUUGUAAUGUUGAUGACAUUGCGGAAGGAGGGGGAGAAAUGGCAGCUUUAGCAACUCUGAUGUAUGCCCCUGCUCCUGUUCAAAAUUGUCUAAGCAGUGGUAGUGUAAAGAGGCAUAGUGGCUCCUCUGCGCAAUGCACCUUAGAGAACCUUAGGCCCACCUUACAGCACUUCCCUACAGUGUGGCGAACACUUGUGGCAGCAAGUUUGGGACAGGAUAAAGCUUGCAAUUUUGUGGCCACCAAAACAAACAAUGUUUUAGCAGAUUAUCUAAAUUGGCGUGACAACAUCUUCUUCUCUGCUACACGCGAUACUUCACUCCUACAAAUGCUGCCAUGCUGGUUUCCUAAGGCUGUCCGGAGAUUGAUUCAGCUCUAUGUUCAGGGCCCUCUUGGAUGGCAAUCAGUUUCAUGUCUGCCUACAGGAGAAUCUUUGCUUGAUAGAGACGUUGAUUUUUAUAUCAAUGCUGAAGAACACACUGAAAUCAGUGCAAUCUCUUGGGAGGCUACGAUACAAAAGCAUGUUGAGGAAGAACUCUAUGAUUCUUCAAUUGAGGAAACUGGCAUUGGGCUAGAGCACCACUUGCAUCGUGGACGUGCACUGGCUGCUUUCAAUCAUAUUCUUGGCAUUAGAGUUCAGAAAUUGAAAUCUGAAGGACAAUCCAAGGCUUUAACUUAUGGACAGGCUAAUGUUCAGUCAGAUGUGCAGACACUUCUUGCGCCAAUUGUGCCAAGUGAAGAAUCUCUUAUUUCAUUUGCGAUUCCACUUGCAAUUACACAUUUCGAGGAUUCUGUUAUGGUGGCAUCAUGUGCUUUUCUCUUGGAGCUCUGUGGUUUAUCUGCCAGUAUCCUGCGUGUGGAUAUUGCUGCAUUGAGACGGAUUUCUUUGUAUUACAAAACUACUGAAAACAGUGAGAACUACACUAAACUUUCAAAUGGUUCUGCAUUUCAUGCGGUAUCUCAUGAAGGUGAUGCGCUUGAGUCCUUAGCUCGUGCAUUGGCAGAAGAAUAUCUGCAUCAGCAUAGUGCAAAAAGUGCUAAGGCAAAUCCAAAUUCACCUUUGAGCAGACAACCUUCACGAGCUCUCAUGCUAGUCCUCCAGCAUUUGGAAAAUGCAAGUCUUCCAUUAAUGGUACACGGGAAAACUUGUGGAUCUUGGUUAUCCACUGGUGAUGGUAAUGGAAAUGAAUUAAGAUCUCAACAAAAGGUUGCGAGUCAACACUGGAAUUUGGUCACAGCAUUUUGCCAGAUGCAUCAACUUCCCUUAAGUACUAAAUACCUUGUUGUAUUAGCGAGGGACAAUGACUGGGUUGGAUUCUUGUCUGAAGCUCAAGUAGGAGGAUACACUUUUGACACAGUCGUCCAAGUAGCGUCAAAGGAGUUUGGUGAUCCACGUCUCAAAAUUCACAUUUUGACAGUUUUGAAAACUAUGCAGUCGAGAAAGAAAGCUAGUUCAUCAUCUUACUCAGAUGCUGCAGAAGAAAAUGAAACUUUCUUCUCAGAUGAAAACAUAUAUAUCCAUGCAGAACUUUUUAGGAUAUUAGCAGACUGUGAGAAGCAGAAAAAUCCUGCAGAAGCCCUCCUGAAAAAAGCAAAGGCAUUGUCCUGGUCAGUUUUGGCCAUGAUUGCAUCAUGCUUUCCAGAUGUUUCUCCAUUGUCCUGUCUAACAGUUUGGCUGGAAAUUACUGCUGCAAGGGAAACUUCUUCCAUAAAGGUGAAUGACAUUGCUUCCCAGAUUUCAGAUAAUGUUGGAGCAGCUGUGGAAGCUACAAAUAUCCAGCCAGCAGGCAGUAAGAUUCUUACCUUGCAUUACAACCGGCAGAAUCCAAAACGUAGGAGGCUUAUGGAGCCUAUAUCUGUGGAUGCCUCAUCUGAUGUUUCUAGUGCUUAUACUGGUGCAAAAAUUUCUUCUCGCCAAGGUCUUAUGACGGAAGAAAAGAGUAAACUGGAAAUUGGUGAAAAAAAUAAUGUAUCAAGUGAUUCUGAAGAAGGGCCAGCUUCUCUGUCCAAGAUGGUUGCAGUACUUUGUGAGCAACGCUUGUUUGUGCCUUUGCUUAGGGCAUUUGACAUGUUCCUUCCUUCAUGUUCGUUGUUACCUUUUAUCCGUGCCCUUCAGGCAUUUUCACAAAUGCGUCUCUCUGAAGCUUCAGCACAUCUGGGUUCCUUCUCUUCUAGAGUCAAGGAAGAACCAUUCCAUGUAGUGUCAAAUACAGGCAGGGAAGGAAAGAUCGGAAAGUCAUGGAUGGGCUCCACUGCUGUAAACGCUGCUGAUGCUAUGCUUUCAACUUGUCCAUCUCCUUAUGAAAAAAGAUGCCUAUUACAACUUCUUGCUGCUACUGACUUCGGGGAUGGAGGAUCUGCGGCCACACAUUACCGGCGAUUGUAUUGGAAAAUUAAUUUAGCUGAGCCUUCACUACGGAAAGAUAGUGGCAUCCAUCUAGGGAAUGAAACAUUUGAUGAUGGUUCACUUUUAACAGCAUUAGAAAAGAGUGGGUAUUGGGAGCAAGCACGUAACUGGGCCAGACAGCUGGAGGCGAGUGGUGGACCUUGGAAAUCUGCUAUCCACCAUGUCACUGAAAGCCAGGCUGAAUCUAUGGUAGCUGAGUGGAAAGAAUUUCUUUGGGAUGUCCCAGAAGAGAGAGUUGCUUUAUGGGGCCACUGUCAAAUGCUGUUCAUAAGAUAUUCCUUCCCUGCUUUACAGGCUGGGUUGUUUUUUCUUAGGCAUGCAGAAGCUGUGGAGAAAGAUCUUCCAGCAAGAGAGCUUCAUGAGUUGUUGCUGCUACUUCAGUGGUUAAGUGGGAUGAUAACUCUGUCCAAUCCAGUGUAUCCGUUGCAUCUCCUACGAGAAAUUGAGACUAGAGUAUGGCUCUUGGCUGUUGAGUCAGAAGCUCAAGUGAAAAAUGAAGGGGAAUUCACUUUAAACAGUUCCUGCAGUAGCCCUCUGAUUGGAAAUGCUGCCAAUAUCAUUGACCGAACUGCAACUAUAAUAACAAAAAUGGACAAUCAUAUAAACACAAUGCGGAAUAGAACCUCAGACAAACAGGAUGCUAGGGAAUAUAACCUGGCUUAUCAGAGAAACCAAGUGGCGGAUGCUAGUUCUUCGACUUCAGGGGGAAAUAUGAAGACAAAGCGGAGGGCCAAAGGUUAUGCUUCAUCAAGACGGUCAUUGGUGGACUCAGUCGAUAAAAACAUUGAUACUGAAGAUGGUUCAGCUCCUCCCAAUUAUAAAAAUGAUGUGCAGCUGCUAGAUGAAAAUGUGAAGAUAGAAUUGUCUUUCUCAAAGUGGGAAGAAAGAGUUGGAACUGCAGAGCUGGAAAGAGCUAUUCUUUCUUUGCUAGAGUUUGGACAAAUAACAGCUGCUAGGCAACUACAACAGAAGCUGUCUCCAGCUCAUGUACCUUCUGAAUUUAUGCUUGUGGAUGUGGCUUUAAAGCUUGCAGUUCUCUCAACUCCUUGUAGAGAAGUACCCAUAUUGAUGCUUGAUGAGGAAGUGCGUACUGCUAUUCAGUCGUAUAAUUUACCGAGUGAACAUCUGAUUAACCCACUGCAGGUCUUGGAGUGUUUACCUGAAAUUUUAACUGAAGGGAGUGGACGUGGACUUUGCAGAAGAAUAAUAGCAGUUGUAAAGGCUGCAGAUAUUUUGGGUCUUUCAUUUUCCGAGGCAUUUGAUAAGAAGCCAAUUGAGUUAUUUCAACUUCUUUCUCUCAAGGCACAAGAGUCAUUUCAGGAAGCACGCCUCCUUGCGCAAACUCAUCCCAUGCCAGCUUCAAGUAUUGCUCAGAUUCUUGCAGAAUCUUUUUUGAAGGGGUUAUUGGCUGCUCAUCGUGGGGGAUAUAUGGAUUCUCAGAAGGAGGAAGGACCUGCUCCUCUUUUGUGGAGAUUUUCAGACUUCCUGAAAUGGGCAGAGCUUUGCCCAUCGGAACCAGAAAUUGGCCAUGCUUUGAUGCGUUUGGUUAUUACCGGACAGGAGAUACCACAUGCAUGUGAGGUUGAGCUUCUUAUUCUGUCCCAUCACUUCUAUAAGUCAUCAGCUUGCCUUGAUGGUGUUGAUGUUCUAGUGGCCCUUGCUGCAACCAGGGUGGAGGCUUAUGUUUCUGAGGGUGAUUUCCCAUGUUUGGCCCGCCUGAUCACUGGAGUUGGAAACUUCCAUACUCUGAAUUUCAUUCUUGGCAUCCUCAUAGAAAAUGGUCAGUUAGAUCUGCUUCUUCAGAAGUAUUCAGCAGCUGCAGAUACAAAUACGGGCACUGCCGAGGCUGUCCGAGGAUUUCGAAUGGCUGUUCUCACGUCACUGCAGCAUUUUAAUCCCAAUGAUCUUGAUGCAUUUGCAAUGGUCUAUAAUCACUUUGACAUGAAGCACGAAACAGCUGCUCUUCUAGAGUCGCGAGCAGAACAUUCUUGUCAGCAGUGGUUUGGCCUUUCCAAUAAGGACCAGAAUGAAGACCUGCUUGAGUCUAUGCGCUAUUUCAUUGAAGCGGCUGAAGUUCACUCUUCCAUUGAUGCUGGCAAUAAAACACGCAGAGCCUGUGCUCAGGCUUCCCUAGUUUCCCUUCAAAUUCGAAUGCCAGAUUUCAAGUGGCUCAACCUACCUGAAACUAAAGCCAGGAGAGUACUAGUUGCACAAUCCCGUUUCCUGGAAGCGUUAAUUGUUGCUGAAGCAUAUGGCCUUAACCAACCCACUGAGUGGGUACUGGUGCUUUGGGAACAGAUGCUUAAACCUGAGCAAACAGAACAGUUUGUAGCGGAAUUUGUGGCUGUUCUUCCUCUCCAGGCUUUAAUGCUUGUAGAACUGGCAAGAUUUUAUAGGGCUGAGGUAGCAGCCAGAGGUGACCAAUCCCAAUUCUCUGUCUGGCUGACGGGGGGAGGGCUGCCUGCAGAAUGGGCCAAAUAUCUGGGAAGAUCUUUCAGAUGCUUGUUGAAGAGGACUAGGGAUUUGCGAUUAAGAUUGCAGCUGGCUACAAUAGCAACUGGUUUUACUGAUGUGAUUGAUGCAUGUACAAAAGUGUUAGACAGAGUCCCCGACACCGCUGGGCCGCUUGUGCUGAGGAAAGGUCACGGCGGGGCCUAUCUUCCAUUGAUGUGAACAUCUUGUAUUCGUAUGAAGAUGGCUAAAUCAUGGAAUUGGCGAUCGUUACAAUGAUGGUGAUGAACUGCUAGAUGGCUAUACAGAAUGUUUUUCAGUAAUGGUCGCGCAAUCUAUUAAGAUGGAUCGGCUGCAGGAUAAUUUUCUCUUUGAACUUCAUUGGGCAAGCCAAACAAGCAAAAGUGAUGCGAAUAUAUACAAAUUAGACCAUCUAGUCAUGUUAAUGAGGUCUGAAAAUUAAUUGAUUUUUUUGUUCAUCUUGAAGCAACUUGUGUACCUCCCCUUGUUUCAGCAAACCAAGGCCAAUCUGAUUUGCCUUUUUUUUUGGUGUCAACACUGGCCGCUAAUGUUGUACUUUAGAUUGUAUGAUGUGUAUAUAUAUGAAACUAGAGAGAGAAAAAAAAAAGAUAUACAAGAAACGAAUAAGUAGAGAUGUGUGUACGACAUUGAGUGCUAGAUGAUGCUUUAGAUUUUGAAGGCAAGAACUUGCAUCUAAUAACAUGGAGUCCAGCUCAAAUGGGCGGGGCCAUAAGUCU